Molecule: messenger RNA, 6254 nt
Organism: Manis javanica (Malayan pangolin)
Lineage: Eukaryota; Metazoa; Chordata; Mammalia; Pholidota; Manidae
Source: RefSeq, a predicted model, not a curated record
CCCCCUGACCCCCGACCCCCGCUGGCCGGCCCCCCGCCCCAGCCCCGGAGGGAGCUCAUGGGAGUAUGAAGGAGAUGGUAGGAGGCUGCUGCGUAUGUUCGGACGAGAGGGGCUGGGCCGAGAACCCGCUGGUCUACUGUGAUGGGCACGCGUGCAGCGUGGCUGUCCACCAAGCUUGCUAUGGCAUCGUCCAGGUGCCAACUGGACCCUGGUUCUGCCGGAAAUGUGAAUCUCAGGAGCGAGCAGCCAGGGUGAGGUGUGAGCUGUGCCCACACAAAGAUGGGGCAUUGAAGAGGACUGACAAUGGAGGCUGGGCCCACGUGGUGUGUGCCCUCUACAUCCCUGAGGUGCAGUUUGCCAACGUGCUCACCAUGGAGCCCAUCGUGCUGCAGUAUGUGCCUCAUGAUCGCUUCAACAAGACAUGUUACAUCUGUGAGGAGCAGGGCCGGGAGAGCAAGGCAGCCUCAGGAGCCUGCAUGACCUGUAACCGCCAUGGAUGUCGACAAGCUUUCCAUGUCACCUGUGCCCAAAUGGCAGGCCUGCUGUGUGAGGAAGAAGUACUGGAGGUUGACAAUGUCAAGUACUGCGGCUACUGCAAAUACCACUUUAGCAAGAUGAAGACAUCCCGGCACACCAGCGGGGGAGGGGGAGGAGGAGGAGGCGGCACAGGGGGAGGGGGAGGAGGAGGAGGCGGCACAGGGGGAGGUGGCAGUGGCUUCAUCGCUGGCAGGAGAAGCCGAUCAGCCUCACCAUCCACCCAGCAGGAGAAGCACCCUUCCCACCACGACAGGGGCCAGAAGAAGAGUCGAAAGGACAAAGAACGCCUUAAACAGAAGCACAAGAAGCGGCCUGAGUCACCCCCCAGCAUCCUCACCCCGCCUGUGGUCCCCACUGCUGACAAGGUCUCCUCCUCAGCUUCCUCCUCUUCCCACCACGAGGCCAGCACUCAGGAGACCUCGGAAAGCAGCAGGGACUCAAAGGGGAAAAAGUCUUCCAGCCACAGCCUGAGUCACAAGGGGAAGAAGCUGAGCAGCGGCAAAGGUGUGAGCGGUCUCACCUCUGCCUCCUCCUCCUCCUCCUCCUCCUCCUCUUCCUCCUCCUCUGGGGGGCCCUUCCAGCCUGCAGUCUCAUCCCUGCAGAGCUCCCCUGACUUCUCUGCAUUCCCCAAGCUGGAGCAGCCAGAGGAGGACAAAUACUCCAAGCCCACAGCCCCUGCCCCUUCAGCCCCUCCCUCUCCCUCAGCCCCUGAGCCCCCCAAGGCUGACCUCUUUGAACAGAAGGUGGUCUUCUCUGGCUUUGGGCCCAUUAUGCGCUUCUCCACCACCACCUCCAGCUCAGGCCGGGUCCGGGCCCCAUCCCCUGGGGACUGUAAGUCUUCCCACGUGUCGGGGUCUGGGGCUUCAUCCGGUACCCACAAGCGGAUGCCCACACUGAGCGCUGCUCCAGUGCCUGUUGAAGAGACCCCUGAGACAGGCCUGAAGGAGAAGAAGCACAAAGCCAGCAAGAGGAGCCGACAUGGGCCGGGCCGGCCUAAGGGCAGCCGGAACAAGGAGGGCACUGGGGGUCCAGCUGCUUCCUCCCUGCCCAGUGCCCAGCUGGCUGGCUUUACCGCCACUGCUGCCUCACCCUUCUCUGGUGGUUCCCUGGUCAGCUCUGGCCUGGGUGGUCUGGCCUCCCGCACCUUUGGGCCUUCUGCAAGCCUGCCCAGCCUAAGCCUGGAGUCCCCCCUUCUGGGGGCAGGCAUCUACACCAGUAACAAGGACCCCAUCUCCCACGGUGGCGGAAUGCUGCGGGCUGUCUGCAGCACUCCCCUUUCCUCCAGCUUGCUGGGGCCCCCAGGGACCUCGGCCUUGCCCCGCCUCAGCCGCUCCCCAUUCACCAGCACCCUUCCCUCCUCCUCUGCUUCUAUCUCCACCACUCAGGUGUUUUCUCUGGCUGGCUCUACCUUUAGCCUCCCUUCUACCCACAUCUUUGGAACCCCCAUGGGUACUGUUAAUCCCCUCCUCACCCAAGUCGAGAGCAGCCACACAGAGCCAGACCUGGAGGACUGCAGCUUCCGGUGUCGGGGGACCUCCCCCCAGGAGAGUCUGUCUUCCAUGUCCCCCAUAAGCAGCCUUCCUGCACUCUUCGACCAGACAGCGUCCGCACCCUGCGGGGGCGGCCAAUUAGACCCAGUGGCCCCCGGAACGACUAACAUGGAGCAGCUUUUAGAGAAGCAGGGCGACGGCGAGGCCGGCGUCAACAUAGUGGAGAUGCUGAAGGCACUGCACGCGCUGCAGAAGGAAAACCAGAGGCUUCAGGAGCAGAUUCUGAGCCUGACGGCCAAGAAGGAGCGACUACAGAUUCUCAACGUGCAGCUCUCUGUGCCCUUCCCUGCCCUGCCUGCUGCCUUGCCUGCUGCCAACGGCCCUGUCCCUGGGCCCUAUGGCCUGCCUCCUCAAGCCGGCAGCACCGAUUCCUUGAGCACCAGCAAGAGCCCUCCAGGGAAGAACAGUCUGGGCCUGGACAACUCUCUGUCCACAUCUUCCGAGGACCCACACUCAGGCUGCCCAAGCCGCAGCAGCUCGUCGCUGUCCUUCCACAGCACGCCCCCACCGCUGCCCCUGCUCCAGCAGAGCCCUGCUACUCUGCCUCUGGCCCUGCCUGGGGCCCCUGCCCCGCUCCCACCCCAGCCACAAAAUGGACUGGGCCGGGCACCCGGGGCAGCGGGGCUGGGGGCCAUGCCCAUGGCUGAGGGGCUGUUGGGAGGACUUGCGGGCAGCGGGGCCCUGCCCCUCAAUGGGCUCUUGGGGGGGUUGAAUGGGGCUGCUGCCCCCAACCCUGCCGGCUUGAGCCAGGCUGGCGGGGCCCCCACGCUGCAGCUGCCAGGUUGUCUUAACAGCCUGACCGAGCAGCAACGACACCUCCUGCAGCAGCACGAGCAGCAGCUCCAGCAGCUCCAGCAGCUCCUGGCAUCCCCGCAGCUGACGCCGGAACACCAGACCGUUGUAUACCAGAUGAUCCAGCAGGUCCAGCAGAAGCGGGAGCUACAGCGGCUGCAGAUGGCUGGAGGCUCCCAGCUGCCCAUGGCCAGCCUACUGGCAGGAAGCUCCACCCCACUGCUGUCCGCGGGCACCCCUGGCCUGCUGCCCACAGCAUCAGCCCCACCCCUGCUGCCCGCUGGAGCCCUGGUGGCUCCCUCACUCAGCAACAAUACAAGUCUCAUGGCCGCAGCAGCUGCAGCUGCAGCAGUAGCAGCAGCCGGAGGGCCUCCAGUCCUCACCGCCCAGACCAACCCUUUCCUCAGCCUGUCGGGGGCGGACGGCAGUGGCAGUGGUCCCAAAGGAGGGACCGCUGACAAAGGAGCCUCAGCCAACCAGGAAAAAGGCUAAAUACACACAUGCCCCUCCUGACUCCCCAAGUGGAGGGGGCAGAUCCUGGCCUGAGGGGUCCUAGCCUGGAACAGGCACCUGCACCCAGACACUGGAGAGCCCCAGCCCAGGUCGUGUACUGAGGCCCAGGGAGUGUGGGGCACUCCUGGCGCUGAGGACUGAAACCGAGAGUGGACUCCCUUCCACUGGCUCCCUUCCCCCUUUACGCUGCCCCUUUGUGAGGGGCACAGAGGGAGGACAGGCUCCAUGCCCACCCAGGAGACCCCACUCUCAGCAGAUGUUCUGAGGUCUCCCAGAGAGCAGGGUGGGCCGUGGCAUAGGUGGGAGGUCGGUUGGACCCGCCAUAUAAAAUGGGUCAGCACUUGAGUGAGGUGAGAUGGGGGUUAGGCCCUGGGCCACCCCUGUGUGGAAACAGAAGGAGGGGUGGCCCUACUUUACCUGCUCUUCCUUCCCAACUUAGGCAGAUGGCAGGAGGGGGAUUCCCUUGGACAGUUUCUUGCCAGUUCUCUUUUCGCCCCCAUCACCAAACAAGGGUCACAAGCUGAGCUUGGAAAAACCCAUAGACUAGGGGGCUGAGGAAGGGGCAGGAUGGCAUCAAACUUGGCCCAAGCCUUCCCACCUCUCGGGGCGCCCCCCAGUGAUGUGUUGGGGGAGGGCAGGGGAGGCAGCCAGCCCCUUGGCGUCCUGCCCCUUGUUUGCACUAUUGGACUUAGGAGUGCCGAGGGUGGGGAGAUGCAGCUGCCUGACUCAGAGUGCGUGUGCGUGUGUGCGUUUGUGUUUCUGUCUUUCCCCGCCCCCCGCACCCCCCUCCCGCCGCACCUGGGGCAGCAGAGGGCAGGGAUAGGAGCAGUGCUCAAGUGUGGCAGCACCAGGGGGAACUCCCAACUCUUGCUUGCACCCUCCCCACCUCACCAACAUUUGUCCCUUUCUGGGGCACGAAUGGUUAACAAAACCAGCCAGUACUCCAAUAUUGGAGAGUAACCAGGGGCUGGGGGCUUUGAAUCAGGGUAAUAUCCUGCCUUCCCUUUCCCAGACCUCACAUGGUCUCUGUCCCCUCAGAGCUCCUUUCCCCUACUGAUAGUUGGUCCUGCUCCCUGGCACAAGGGGAGCCCCAGGGAUUGGGGGACGGAGCAAGGGAGGAUAAAGUGCCACUUCCUUUAGUAAAACCUCCUCCCUAGCAAAAUUAGCGUGCCUGCUUCCCCACAUUCUACCCCACCCCCACCAACAACCAGGGGAGACUUAAGCUUAAACUGACCUAACAACCGCCCCUUCUACCAGCUAUUUCCCUGGGGUGUCAUGGACAAGUGCCACCUUAAAGAGCCCCUACCUGCUCAGACAGAGCGUUUGGUGGCAGAGGCAGGGCGAGGGGCCAGUGGGACAGCCAGGGGAGGGGCCGAGCUGCAGCCUGUGUCUGCAUUUCCGCUGCCCUGGGUUGGAGCGGGGAGAACGUGUGUCCAGCUUUCCCUGAGGCUCCUAUCUUGUCAGAGUCUUUGCAUGUGUGGAUUUUUUGUGUGUGUUUCUGUUUGGGUUUUUGUUGGUGGUGGUUUUUUUUUUUGAAAUAAAGAAAAGAAGAUGUGUAUAUUUUUGGCAACGACAGAAACGUAGUGCAGAUAUAUUUUUGCCUGUGCUGCUCAACCAGUUUUUUUCUGAUACUGAAAAUAAUAUUAAUAUUCCUGUUGAUAAGACUUUGUAAGAUGUUAGGGAGCUGAUAAUGGAUGGGUGGGUGGAACUUCAGAAGCAAUUUCUUAGGCACUUGUAAGGGCUUGGGGGGAGGGGGAGGCAGUUGCGAUGACCUCAGAAAUACUCACUUUUUAUUAAUGCUAAAUAUCAGAAAGAAUUGAUAGAAUUCAGCAUUUUGUUCAUCUUUAUCUGUUAAGCUCUGUAACUCCGUGUCCCCAAACCGAAAAGAAAAAAAUAACCUUCAGAGAUUCAUGAAAGUGUUGCUCAUUCACACCCAUACCCUGCUCUAAGCUUUUGGUGGUGGAGAGAGAGAGGUCCAAAUGAUUUAGUGCACUGGAACCAAGACCUCCCCCUUCCCUCCCAGCACCCAGGAGUCUGGGGUUCUCAUCUCCAAGAGUAUGUUUUCCAGAUUUUCCCAGGCUGGGGUGCAGUGGCAGGUAGUCAGGUUAGAUUUGAAGAAGGGACCCAGGCUGGGUAUGGAUUGGUGCUGUCCCUCCAUUUGGGGUAGGGUGGGGGUGGGGGCAUGAAAGAGGCAGUGCAUUUCCUUCUUCUGAGGGAGUUUUGUAAUAGGACAGGUCUGGCGAUCUUCACGAGGGAGCCAGGGUCCCAAUGUAGGGGGUGGGGGAGAUGGCUAUACUGACUUCCCCUCCUUUCCCAGCCUUGGCCCCUUUCCCCAGGAUGAAUUGCAGUGGGGACUGGCAAGGAUACUGAUCUAUAGAUCUCACAGUCUAGGGGAGGGGGAAGGAUGUGGGUUGCAGGGCGGAAGUGGAGUUUGAAAAUGCAUGAGAGGAGCUGUGUGUGUCUUCACCCUCCACAUGGAGGUGUGAGCAGAGUGUGCAUGCAGAGCCCUAUCUGGCCUUGAGGUCAGGACCAGCACUUAAGUGUUGGAGCUGGGAGGGACCUGUCUUUAGGGGUCUUUUGAGCCAGUUCCUUCUUCACAGGUGAUAGCUCCAAGCCGAGGAGGGGCAGAGGCUCCGGGUGAAGCCAGGACCAGCCCUCAGAACCCUGGCUUCCUGGUCCUGGGCUCUUCUGCCCCACUUUACCACUUUCAUGUGGCUGUCCUGCCCCUGUGUGUGUGAUGUGUGGUGUGAGUGUAGGGCCGUGCCCAGGGUGAGAGGGUAUCUAUGUAGCACUGAUUGUCUUAGCUCAGAGCUGAUGGAUCCUCUCCAUAGACAAUGACACUUUAAAGGUUGCUUUUUUUUU